Messenger RNA from Striga asiatica, 938 nucleotides. The record is from the annotation of a GenBank genome assembly. Lineage: Eukaryota; Viridiplantae; Streptophyta; Magnoliopsida; Lamiales; Orobanchaceae.
CAAAUUUCACUUGAAUUUUUUUUUCUUUCCCCCUCAAAUUUUCAUCUUCCCAGUCUUUCACUCGGUAUUUUUUUUUCCUUUCCCCCCAAAUUUUCCACUUCUCCGUUCGCUGUUCCAUUCAAAAAAUUCAACCUCCCCGGCGAUUCACUGCUCCGUUCUCGCCCGGUUCUUCUGUCGAAUUUUCCACUUCCCUGUGUUCGUUGCUUCGCGCCCGCUGCUCCGUCCGUCUGGCGAAUCAGUCGGCAAUUGACCCCGGAAACUCGACCUCCGUUCGCUCCUCAUCCGGCUAUCGGUCGACGCCGGCUUUCCGAGUCCACUGGACCAAAAUUCCUCACCAAUCGCUUUUUUUACACCUCCAUGGCCGAAACCCUUUAAAUCCAUUCCCAGGCUCGAGCCCAAUCCUAGCCUGAAUAGGGUGCAAGAAGAUGUUCACAGAUGGAUUUUCUGGACCAUCCAAAAGCUGCACAGAUAAUGAUUUGGAUGAUCUAGUUGAGAACAACUUGCCAAGCUCGUCAGCCAAGAAAGAAAGUAAGUUGGCAAUGGCUGAAAUCAACAAACUGCUGAUGGAGUACCAUGCUGUUAAACUGAAAGUAACAACAGGCAGCUCAGACUUGUACUUCCUUAGGAACACAAUGAGCUGGCCGAAAAGGCAAUGGGCCUGCAGCAUACACGAAGGCCUCGUAAUUGGGCCCGACAAUCCUCUUGCCCUCAUAACAAAGUGGGGCCCCAUAGAGGGGAUGGUUCAGGAAAGAGUGGCCCAUCUUAAAACCCUUGAGCUGCCCGUAAAAGUACCCAUUUUUGUCGGUCUCGAAUGCCUUGUAGUAGCUGAUUCGAUUCCUGUGGUCCUUGCAGCCGAUGCUUACCGUAGUAGUCUAGAUGGGAUUGUCUCCGUCAACAGCCCAAGUCCCGUAUUUUCAUGCGAAAAAUAUUGUGCUUGA